Messenger RNA from Sporothrix brasiliensis 5110, 1998 nucleotides. Its product is annotated as ribosome biogenesis protein ENP2. Gene Ontology annotation, cellular component: nucleus; small-subunit processome; 90S preribosome. Bases 1 to 1998 code for a protein of 665 amino acids. Gene Ontology annotation, molecular function: protein binding. The record is from RefSeq and is a predicted model, not a curated record. The transcript is spliced from 3 exons. NCBI's taxonomy places the organism in Eukaryota, Fungi, Ascomycota, Sordariomycetes, Ophiostomatales, Ophiostomataceae. Gene Ontology annotation, biological process: maturation of SSU-rRNA from tricistronic rRNA transcript (SSU-rRNA, 5.8S rRNA, LSU-rRNA).
AUGAAGCUCUCCAACGUCGGCACGGCACCCGUGUAUACGGUGUCCGGCCCGUCGCUGCGGUCGCUUCCCGACUGGCUGGCCCAAAAGAAGAAACGGGGCCUGAAGCACGAUCCCGAGUUUGCCAACCGCGUCGAGCUGCUGCAGGACUUUGAGUUUACGGGCGCAAGCAGUUGCAUCCGCGUCUCGGAGGACGGCGAAUGGGUCAUGUCGACGGGCACGUUCCCGCCCCAGAUACAUGUGCACAACCUGUACCAGAUGUCGCUCUCGUUUUCCCGCCACACAGUCUCGCUCAACAACAAGUUUGUCCUGUGCUCGACAGACUAUUCCAAGUCGAUCCACCUCCAAGAAGACCGGCGUAUCGAGUUCCACACGCCCAACGGCUGCCAUUACCACGUGCGCAUCCCCCGCUUCGGCCGCGACAUUGUCUACGACCGGCGGGCCACCGAAGUUUUGGUGCCGGCUGCUGGUUUGGACGGCGAUGGGCAAGGCGAGGUGUUUCGGCUGAAUUUGGAACUCGGACGAUUCCAAAAGUCGUACCAGAUUGAUGUCGGAUCGGACGACGGCGUCGAGCGCGGUCUGCAGGGCAGCAUCGGCGUCGGCUGCGUCAACACAGCGGCGAUUGCCGAGCAGUCGCAUGGUCUGUCGGCGUUUGGCACGUCGUUGGGCUCGGUCGAGUUCUGGGACACGCGCAGCCGGGCGCGCGUGGCGACGCUGCAGACGCACGACGGCGAGAUCACGGCGCUCGACUUUUCGCGGUCGGGCCUGUCGCUGGCCACCGGCUCCAGCACGGGCAUCGUCCAGAUGUACGACCUGCGGCGGCCGACGCCGCUGCUCACCAAGGACCUGGGCUUCGGCGCGCGCGUCAACAACCUGAUCCACAUGACGACGUCGUCGGACGAGAAGAUGCUGCUGGCGUCGGACAGGCGGGCGAUCAAGAUCUUUGACGUGGUGACGGGCGACCCGUGGGCGACGAUUGAGCCCGAGGUCGACAUCAGCGCGGUGGCGCACUGCCCCGACUCGGGCAUGCUUCUGAGCGCCAACGAGGGCCGCCAGCAGCACGCGUGGUUCAUCCCGAUGCUGGGCCCGGCGCCCAAGUGGUGCACGUUCCUCGAGCGGCUGGUGGACGAGAUGGCCGAAGAGGUGUCGUCGACGACGUACGACAACUACAAGUUCCUGACGCUGCCGGAGCUGCGGGCGCUGAGCCUGUCGCACCUGGUGGGCAAGACGAACCUGCUGCGGCCGUACAUGCACGGCUUCUUUGUGGCAAGCAAGCUGUACGACCAGGCGCGCCUGAUUGCCAACCCGCACGUGUACGAGGAGGAGCGGAUGAAGCGGGUCAAGGAGAAGAUUGAAAAGGAGCGGGCGACGCGCAUCCGCGAGACCAAGAAGGUCAAGGUCAACCAGAAGACGGUCGACGCGCUGCUCAAGAAGCAGGAGAAGCGCCAAAAGGUGGAUGCGGCGGCCGGCCUUCUGGGCGACGACCGACUGGGCGCCUUCUUCGAGGACGAGGAGCUGGCCAUCGACGAGACGACGGCCGAGUUCCGCGCGCUCAACCCGAGCACGCGCGUCGACGCACAGGGCAAGCCCGCGUUGGGCAAGCCGGCGUGGCAGCCGAUGCGCAGCGGCCUCGACGAGUCGGACUCGGAUGGGGAGGACGAGAAGGAGGAGGAGGCGGCGGCGGGCGGCGGUCACACUCGUUCUGGUGGUGCCGGUGGCAGCGAUGGGGUGGUUAUGCGCAUGACGUCGUCGGCGCCGCAGUUUGGCUCGCGCGGCACGAUUGGCGCACGGGUGCAGAAGAGUGCGGCCAACAGCAGCAAGAACAGCAGCAUCCUCGGGCAGACGCGCAAAGGCAAGGUGGUGGGCGAGCGGUCUGUGACGUUUGUGCCCGAGUCGGCCAAGAAAAAGCCCGAGCAAGAGGAGGUGCGCGAGGCGCCGAAACGCGACAACCGGACGCGGAGAAGCGCCAGUGGCAACACGUUCCGCAACUUGAAGAAAUAA